GCCGCCGCCGCCGCCGCCGCCGCCGCGGGCUCAGUAGGGGCCAAGGGUCGGAGCGCCUCGGCACUCGCGAGCAGCAGGUGUAUGUCCUCUUCCUCCUCCUGGAGAAAAAUGCCUGUCCGGAAGCAAGAUACCCAGAGAGCAUUGCUCCUCUUGGAGGAAUAUCGUUCGAAGCUAAGCCAAACUGAAGACAGACAACUCAGAAGUUCCAUAGAACGGGUUAUUAACAUAUUUCAGAGCAACCUCUUUCAGGCUUUAAUAGAUAUUCAAGAAUUUUAUGAAGUGACCUUACUGGAUAAUCCAAAAUGUGUAGAUCGUGCGAAGCAGUCUGACCCAGUGCAGCCUGUGAACACCUGGGAGAUCGCGAGCCUUCCCAGCACUACUGUGACUUCCCAAGCACUGCCAAGCAGCCUUAGUCCCAGCACAGAGAAAUACCGGUAUCAGGAUGAAGACGUACCUCCUCAAGAACACAUUUCCCCACAAAUCACGAAUGAAGUGAUAGGUCCAGAAUUGGUGCAUGUCUCUGAGAAGAACCUAUCAGAAAUUGAAAAUGUCCAUGGCUAUGUUUCUCAUUCUCAUAUUUCACCAAUAAAGCCGACAGAAGCUGUUCCUCCCUCUCCUCCCACUGCCCCCGUGACCCCCGCCCCGCCAGUCCCUGCCAAGAGCACUGUCAUCCUGCCCACCGUGCCACAGGCAAAUCCUCCUCCUGUACUGGUCAACACAGAUAGUGUAGAAACUCCAACUUAUGUUAAUGGCACGGAUGCAGAUUAUGAAUAUGAAGAAAUCACACUUGAAAGGGGAAAUUCAGGGCUUGGUUUCAGCAUUGCUGGAGGUAUGGACAACCCACACAUUGGAGAUGACACAAAUAUAUUCAUUACCAAAAUUAUUGCAGGAGGAGCAGCUGCCCAAGAUGGAAGACUGCGGGUAAAUGACUGUAUAUUGCGAGUAAAUGAAGUAGAUGUCCGUGAUGUGACACAUAGCAAAGCAGUUGAGGCACUGAAAGAAGCAGGAUCCAUCGUCCGUUUAUAUGUGAAAAGGCGGAAACCAGUAUCAGAAAAAAUAAUGGAAAUAAAGCUUGUGAAGGGUCCUAAAGGUCUUGGGUUCAGCAUUGCUGGAGGUGUUGGAAAUCAACAUAUUCCUGGGGAUAAUAGCAUCUAUGUCACCAAAAUAAUUGAAGGAGGUGCAGCGCAUAAAGAUGGUAAACUUCAGAUUGGAGAUAAACUUUUAGCUGUGAAUAGUGUGUGUUUAGAAGAAGUUACUCAUGAAGAAGCAGUAACUGCCUUAAAGAACACAUCUGAUUUUGUUUAUUUAAAAGUGGCAAAACCUACAAGUAUGUAUAUGAAUGAUGGCUACGCACCACCCGAUAUCACCAACUCUGCUACUCAGCACGUUGAUAACCAUGUUAGCCCGUCUUCCUACUUGGGCCAGACACCAGCGUCACCCACCAGGUACUCGCCUGUUUCCAAAGCAAUGCUUGGCGAUGAUGAAAUUACAAGGGAACCUAGAAAAGUUGUUCUCCAUCGUGGCUCAACAGGCCUAGGUUUCAACAUUGUAGGAGGCGAAGAUGGAGAAGGAAUAUUUAUUUCCUUUAUCUUGGCUGGAGGACCUGCUGAUCUUAGUGGUGAACUCAGAAAAGGAGAUCGGAUUAUAUCGGUAAACAGUGUUGACCUCAGAACUGCCAGCCAUGAGCAGGCAGCAGCCGCUCUGAAAAAUGCAGGCCAGGCUGUCACAAUUGUUGCGCAGUAUCGACCUGAAGAAUACAGUCGUUUUGAAGCCAAAAUACAUGAUCUACGGGAGCAGAUGAUGAAUAGUAGCAUUAGUUCAGGAUCAGGAUCUCUUCGAACUAACCAGAAGCGAUCCCUCUAUGUCAGAGCCCUUUUUGAUUAUGACAAGACUAAAGACAGUGGUCUUCCCAGUCAAGGAUUGAACUUCAAAUUUGGAGAUAUCCUUCAUGUUAUUAAUGCUUCUGAUGAUGAGUGGUGGCAAGCCAGGCAGGUUACACCAGAUGGCGAGAGUGAUGAAGUUGGGGUAAUUCCCAGUAAACGCAGAGUUGAAAAGAAAGAACGAGCACGAUUAAAAACAGUGAAGUUCAAUUCUAAGACAAGAGAUAAAGGGGAGAUCCCUGACGACAUGGGAUCAAAAGGCCUGAAACAUGUAACUUCUAAUGCCAGCGAUAGUGAAAGUAGUUACCGUGGUCAAGAAGAGUAUGCCUUAUCUUAUGAACCAGUCAAUCAACAAGAAGUUAAUUAUACUCGACCAGUGAUCAUAUUGGGACCUACAAAAGACAGGAUAAAUGAUGACUUGAUCUCAGAAUUUCCUGACAAAUUCGGAUCAUGUGUUCCUCAUACAACUAGACCAAAACGAGAUUAUGAAGUAGAUGGAAGAGAUUAUCAUUUUGUAACUUCAAGAGAACAGAUGGAAAAAGAUAUCCAGGAACAUAAAUUCAUUGAAGCUGGCCAGUAUAACAACCAUCUGUAUGGAACAAGUGUUCAGUCUGUGCGAGAAGUCGCAGAAAAGGGCAAGCACUGUAUCCUCGAUGUGUCAGGAAAUGCCAUAAAGAGACUACAGAUUGCACAACUUUACCCAAUCUCCAUUUUUAUUAAGCCCAAAUCCAUGGAAAAUAUCAUAGAAAUGAAUAAGCGUCUAACAGAAGAACAUGCCAGGAAGACGUUUGAAAGAGCCAUGAAACUGGAACAAGAGUUUACUGAACAUUUCACAGCCAUUGUGCAGGGAGACACUCUGGAGGACAUUUACAACCAAGUGAAGCAGAUCAUAGACGAACAGUCCGGGCCGUACAUCUGGGUUCCAGCAAAAGAAAAGUUAUGAGGACUCCUGUUGCUCUGUUGCUCUUUUCCAGACUUCUUUUUUUUCCUUUUUGGACACUCUUCGCCCCUGCCUCCUCGAGCUUGUCUUCAGCACUCCCUCCUGUAGACUCACCUCCCUGUCACCUCGGUCCGUAGCUGCGCUUAGACUUGACGUCUAGUGUCCUUUCAGUCGCAGCAUCUGCAUUAGUUUCUGUCACUUGGGUUUGUGGCCAUCUUUCAGAAUAGAAGAUGGAAUGGCCUGACCAGCUAUUAAGAAUUUUGGGGAAAUGGGGAAAUUAUGGUAAAAUUCCUUAAUGUUUAAGGGAAAGUAACUCUAAGAUGUUUUCAGAAAAGCUUUAUAUACAUUCUUUUGAAUUUUCAAUAUAAAUGAAAGAAAAGUGGUUUUAAUUAGUGAUUCCGUAAAUUUGAGCAACAAUGCGCGCUUAACUUUAAUAGCAUGGUUUGGCCAAUAUAUUAGCUCUCAAGUUCUUUUCUCAAUCGACUUCAGUUAUUGAAACAAGUAUUUCAUAAGACGAAUGAGAAAAUAUAUGUUUUUAAUUUCAAAAUUAAUGUCUGGGUCAACUUUCAUAAUUUCAUAAGGGAUCCUCAUUUUCAUAAGAGAUCUUGAAAGUCUUUUACUGUCUGAGGUUUUCCCCCCCCCAAGACAUUUGCUAGGAAUAACGAUGUUUUUAAUCUAUUUGUGCAACACUAUUUCUAGUGUCUUGCAAAAUUGCACAUACAUAAUAAUCACCACUUUUUCCAAAUGGAGGCCAUGUUUAGGUGCUAAGGAAGCUCACCUUUUACAUAGAAGGCUGAGAAAAUGUCACAGACAGAACAGACAUCAAAAUGUGAUGUAAUUCUAGGGCAAAGGAAAAGGAAUCCAAUUCAUAGUCUAAGCCUUUCAAUGUAUUCUUAGGGGUCAGAUUUUAAUGAAUAUUUUACCCACAAUAACUGCCUAUUUUGUUAUAAUAAAAAAUAUAUAUAUAUAAAUAUAUAUAAGACUUUCUUUAAACUCUGUAACUAUGGGAAUUAUUUUCAUUACAUAGUUGCACACAAACAUAUAUAUAUUUAAAAUAUAUUUUUUCUUUUGCCACCUACUCUUUAACUUUUUGUUUGGUUUUUAAAUUAAAUAUUAAUUGAUCGGACUUUAUCUUCCUUAAUCAUGUGAACUGAAAACAGGGGUAUGGUGGUUAUGAAGAGAAACCUUUAGGGAAAUUAGGUUACAAGUAAAAGUAUAAGCAUGUUCUCCUCUUUUCUACAAAAGUUUUCAAAUGGUUCCUUGUUUGUUUUUUGUUUCUGUCUUUCGUCGCUGUUCUUGCGUUGGGUUUGUUCUGCUGCCUCUCCUUCAGGUUCUCCUCCUUUCAUUAUUAGGAAAAAGGCAAACGCCCCCGUGCGUCUCCCCUCUGUCUGCAGGGCUUUCCUGCUCAGAGCCGCACACAUGCUCAUGGUGAACAAUUGUAAGAAACUUUAGUGAAAGGUAGAUCUGAGUUCAGAAAUCAAUUUUCUGGUCAUUCAUACUAUUGAUAUUGUUUGGCUUCCCAUUGCUUUCAUGGAGUCUUUUACUGAAUGUGUGUGUUUUGAACAACCUCCUUAUUACAGUUUUCUUAAAUGAGUACUAGUUUGUAAAGAAUUAUCAACAUUAUCCAUUCCACUUAUGAGAAAGAGGAGAACAGCUAAUAAACUUUAUUGUGAAACCAUAA
Messenger RNA from Sorex fumeus (smoky shrew), 4501 nucleotides. RefSeq names its product disks large homolog 1-like. The coding region runs from base 82 to 2823 and encodes 913 amino acids. The transcript has a single exon. The record is from RefSeq and is a predicted model, not a curated record. Gene Ontology annotation, molecular function: kinase binding. NCBI's taxonomy places the organism in Eukaryota, Metazoa, Chordata, Mammalia, Eulipotyphla, Soricidae. Gene Ontology annotation, biological process: neurotransmitter receptor localization to postsynaptic specialization membrane; chemical synaptic transmission. Gene Ontology annotation, cellular component: postsynaptic density membrane; neuron projection; neuromuscular junction.